Nyctereutes procyonoides (raccoon dog) is the source of this 1368-nucleotide messenger RNA. It is a transcript of the gene HES6, whose product is annotated as hes family bHLH transcription factor 6. Gene Ontology annotation, cellular component: nucleus. The coding region runs from base 73 to 747 and encodes 224 amino acids. The record is from RefSeq and is a predicted model, not a curated record. Gene Ontology annotation, biological process: anterior/posterior pattern specification; regulation of transcription by RNA polymerase II; regulation of neurogenesis. Gene Ontology annotation, molecular function: DNA-binding transcription factor activity, RNA polymerase II-specific; RNA polymerase II cis-regulatory region sequence-specific DNA binding; protein dimerization activity. NCBI's taxonomy places the organism in Eukaryota, Metazoa, Chordata, Mammalia, Carnivora, Canidae. The transcript has 4 exons.
GCUCCGGGCUCUCGGUUCCCGAGCUCCCGAGCUCCAGGGCUCCCGGGCUCCCGGGCUCCGAGCCGGGCGGGCAUGGCUCCGCCCCUGGCGCCGGGACGCGACCGCGCGGGCCGGGAGCACGAGGACGGCUGGGAGGCGCGGGGGGACCGCAAGGCCCGGAAGCCCCUGGUGGAGAAGAAGCGGCGCGCGCGGAUCAACGAGAGCCUCCAGGAGCUGCGGCUGCUGCUGGCGGGCGCCGAGGUGCAGGCCAAGCUGGAGAACGCCGAGGUGCUGGAGCUGACGGUGCGGCGUGUGCAGGGCACGCUGCGGGGCCGCGCGCGCGAGCGCGAGCAGCUGCAGGCGGAGGCGAGCGAGCGCUUCGCGGCCGGCUACAUCCAGUGCAUGCACGAGGUGCACACGUUCGUGUCCACGUGCCAGGCCAUCGAUGCCACCGUCGCCGCAGAACUCCUGAACCACCUGCUCGAGUCCAUGCCCCUGCGCGAGGGCAGCAGCUUCCGGGAUCUGCUGGGGGACGCCCUGGCCGGGCCCCCGGGAGCCCCCGGGCGAAGCGGCUGGCUCACGGGAGGGGUCCUGGGGUCCCCUCUGCCCAGCCCCCCAGGCCCCGGGGACGACCCGUGCUCCGACCUGGAGGAGGCCCCCGAGGCUGAACUGACCCGAGCGCCUGCCGAAGGGCCAGACUUGGUGCCAGCAGCCCUGGGCAGCCUGACCGCUACCCGCGUAGCCCAGAGCGUCUGGAGGCCUUGGUGACCAGCUCCAGCCCGAGGUGUGCAAGGGUGGCCGUGGCCUUCCCUUGCUCCGCUCCCGCCUCCCUGCGGUCCAAAUGUGGUGGGCAGGGACCUGGGUGCCUCCCAGGUCGGCCGGCUCUCUUCCCCGGGUGCUUGGGUGGCAGGGCAGCGGGGAUGAGCAGCCCAGGCAGGCCCCUAGCCGUGUUUCUUAAGGAAGUCCAUCUCUUAUGGACCCCACAGCUCCCCCUGGGUGGGUGCAGGGUGGGAGCUACAGGCAGGAGGAGGAAUCUUACAGAACUACCAGGGUUCUCCAGGGUCUCACUGUCCCGGCCUCCUCGGGGACUGUGUGGAUCUGGGGGCAGACGUGACCAGAGUGGCGCUGAAGCCCUUCUCGGCGCGGGGCACUCGGGACCGGGACGGAGGGAGACCUCAGACCCCGACGGCCCUGGCCUGAGCAGCAGCUUGAACUUGCCCCUUCAGUCGGGACUCGGGGGAGACAGGUGCUUUCUGCACACAUGUUGCCCAUGUGUGCCAGAGAGAAGCAAAGCCCCCUGAACGUCUUGCAUCUAGCACAUUUGAGUCUGUGUUAUUAGUUUACCAUCAGAUGUUCUGGUUUUGUUAAAUAAAGGUUUUUGGAGAGUUA